AUGGAAAAAACAAGAAGAUUUGCGGAAAAAAAUUCAACAACAGACGACGAAGACAAAUCCUCCGAUUCAUCAGUAGAAACUUUAACUAAUGAUUUUAUUGAAGACAUAAGAUUGGAAAGAGAAGAUUCGUCAUCUUCAGGUGAGAAUUUUGUUAUAUCUCGUAUGAAAAAUAAAGUGCUUUACCUAACUGAAAACCAAGAAAACGAAAGUCCUCGUAGAUCAAUAAACAAAGUUACCAGACAUCCUACUUUGAGACCAUACUAUGAUAAUUCACGAGAUAAAUAUCCCGAUGCCUCAAGGCUCUUAAGAUCAAAAGUAAAUGAAGAUGAAGAAGGACAUUAUAAUUAUAACCCUGAUGAAAUUGAAAACCAUGCAAUACUUAAAACUAUCAUGGUUGGAAGCGACUUUCAAGCCCAAGUACCAGAAGGGUUAUGUCAUUACGACGACGCUUUGCCAUACGAAAAUGACGAUAAAUUAAUUUGGGAUCCGUAUGUAAUAGAAAAUGCAGUGGUUGAGGAUUAUCUAAAAAAAGCUGAAGCUGCUAACAAACCCCCAUUACCACUUGGUAAUCAUCUUCGAGAUAAUGAGCAAUAUCUUUAUAUACUGCAACAAUGUGGGCACAACGUUGAAGAAGCUUUGAGACGAUUGAAGAUGAACAUUGGUUUCGGGAAUGAAAAUAUGUCACCUUGGUCCGAAGAAGAGUGUCGCAACUUUGAAGCUGGAGUACGGUCGUUCGGAAAAAACUUUUAUCUGACACAACAAAAUAAAGUGCGUACGAGAUCAGUUGGAGAACUCGUCCAAUUUUACUAUUUAUGGAAGAAAUCCGAACGACACGAUAUAUUUGCGAAUAAGGUUAGAUUAGAAAAGAAGAAGUAUGCCCUUCAUCCAGGCGUGACUGAUUUUAUGGAUAGAUUUUUAGAGGAUCAAGAUAUGAGGGAUAGUAGUUCUUCGCCAAAUACACAAGUUGCCGAUGAUAAAAAAGGUCCAGAUAAUCAAAUAACUAUUUCAAAAAAUGAAGUGUAG
This is a messenger RNA of Psylliodes chrysocephalus, 1023 nucleotides long. Lineage: Eukaryota; Metazoa; Arthropoda; Insecta; Coleoptera; Chrysomelidae. The record is from the annotation of a GenBank genome assembly.